Messenger RNA from Diceros bicornis minor, 716 nucleotides. RefSeq lists its product as uncharacterized. Lineage: Eukaryota; Metazoa; Chordata; Mammalia; Perissodactyla; Rhinocerotidae. The record is from RefSeq and is a predicted model, not a curated record. Bases 612 to 710 code for a protein of 32 amino acids. The transcript has a single exon.
UGGCCUCGUUGUGGAGCGGCUCGUAAUCCAUCAUGGCGGCCGCGGGGUUCGGUGUCCGUGUCUGACCAGCGCUGGAGCCGGAGCCGGUUCCCGGGUCCUGCGACUGAGGAGCCCCUCGGUUGUCCACGGCCCCUACCUGCGGGAGGAGGCUGGGCCCCGCGGCGGAGCUCGGGCGAUGUGACUGCCUGGCGGCGGCGGCCGUGGCAACGUGCGGGGCCGGGGGAGGGGGUGUCUCGGGCAGAGACCCCCGGGCUCGGGGCAGCUGAGGCGGCCGAGCCUCCUCCCCCCUCCGUCCGCCUCCCGCCCUCCGGGCCGCGAGAGUCCUUCGUCCCUUACAGCCCUGCCCCGGCUCUGGGACACUGGGGUGGUCUCUGUUUCCCCCAGACCCGGGACACCCCGUUUCCUGAGGCGUGGAGGAGCGUCGCCCCCGAGUAAGCCGCCCGUGCCCCGCCCCGGCAGCCUCCCUCUUCCCCCCGAGCCGCCCCUCGCUCCGACUCCCGGCCCCAAGUGUGGCCUCGGAGCCCCCCAUUCAUAUCCCCUCCCUGCUGUCAAGGGGCCUCGCCUUCCCCCCAGGUUGCUCCCGCGAGCUUCUAAUGCCCUGACUUCUUCCAAUGUCACCUACGACCCCCCUAGUCCCAGCUCAGCCAAAAACUUUAAUGCAAACGAAAAGCUUGGACUGGUUUCACAGGCCUUUUAAAAAGCGGACUUAAAAGUUG